UAAAUAAAACUUUUGUUGUUCUUUUACGUCCCAAUCCCAGCAUCGUCAACAGCAUCACUGCUCCCUCCACUCCAACCUCCGUUCUACGACGAGAUCCAGUUCUCCCCCAUCUCCACUCCAUCCUUCUUCUGUUUUUCGUGUCUUCCUGCUACUCGUAGCCAGUCUUCUCUUCCAACAGUCACGAUGGCCUCGCCUACGCAAUCCACCGGCUCGACCAAGGUCGAUGCCGUCGUCCAGAAGGCUGCUGCUGCCGCCCCCGGCCAGCUCAGCGGCGUCGCUCUCUACUCCAGAUUCGCCCUUGCCGGCGCCAUCUGCUGCUCAGUAACUCACGGUGCUCUGACGCCCGUUGAUGUCGUCAAGACCCGUAUCCAGCUCGACCCUGUCACCUACAACCGCGGCAUGAUCGGUGGCUUCAAGCAGGUCAUCCAGAACGAGGGUGCCGGUGCUCUGCUGACCGGCUUUGGCCCUACCGCCGCCGGUUACUUCCUGCAGGGCGCCUUCAAGUUCGGUGGAUACGAGUUCUUCAAGCAGCAGUCCAUCAACCUGGUCGGCUACGAGAACGCCUCCAACUACCGCACCGGCGUCUACCUGGCCUCGUCUGCCUGCGCCGAGUUCUUCGCCGACAUUGCCCUCUGCCCUCUCGAGGCCACCCGUAUCCGUCUCGUCUCCGAGCCCACCUAUGCCUCCGGCCUGCUGAGCGGCUUCAGCAAGAUGCUGAGCCAGGAGGGUAUCGGCGCCUUCUACGCUGGCUUCGGCCCCAUCCUUUUCAAGCAGAUCCCUUACACCAUGGCCAAGUUCGUCGUCUACGAGAAGGUUGCCGAGGCCAUCUACCGCUCGUACCCCAAGAACGAGAUGUCCGACGGCGCCCAGACCACUGUCAACCUGGGCUCUGGCCUGAUCGCCGGUUUCGCCGCCGCCAUCGUCUCCCAGCCCGCCGACACCAUGCUGUCCAAGAUCAACAAGACUAAGGGUCUGCCCGGUGAGGGCACCAUGACCCGCCUGGUCAAGAUCGGCAAGGAGCUUGGUCUCCGCGGCUCCUACACCGGUAUUGGCGCCCGUCUGUUCAUGGUCGGCACCCUGACCGCCUUCCAGUUCGCCAUCUACGGCGACGUCAAGCGCGCAUUGAACGCUACCGGAGGAGUAGAAAUUGCAAAGUAAAUGCAUCACAGACGAUAGAAAAGAUAGAACAUGGAAGAAUUGGUGGGGGAAGGGGCAGGAGCCGUGCGGUAGAGUGUGGUAGAGUUGAGCACAGUCCGGCAAGGGCAGGGACAGGGUUGCACUCAGAGGAUAUGCAUCCACUGGGUUGCUUCGACAUGAAAACUUUAAGACGUCUUCUCUGGCUUAUUCUGCAUUUAGAAGGGACGGCGUCCUGGCGAGGACGGGCUCAACUUUUCUUGUUGGGACCAUCUUGGUGGGAAUCUGGGCGUAGAGAGCGUCUUGGCAAUGAUGAUUGGCCAAAGGCUUUGUAUAAUACUCCUUUCUGUUUGUGCGAGACCAUAGACUGGGGUUAGAUGAUAAAGAUGCUAUAUACGCUGCUUACUGACG
This is a messenger RNA of Cryphonectria parasitica EP155, 1545 nucleotides long. RefSeq names its product putative mitochondrial phosphate carrier protein. Gene Ontology annotation, biological process: mitochondrial phosphate ion transmembrane transport. Bases 184 to 1158 code for a protein of 324 amino acids. NCBI's taxonomy places the organism in Eukaryota, Fungi, Ascomycota, Sordariomycetes, Diaporthales, Cryphonectriaceae. The record is from RefSeq and is a predicted model, not a curated record. Gene Ontology annotation, molecular function: phosphate transmembrane transporter activity. Gene Ontology annotation, cellular component: mitochondrial inner membrane. The transcript is spliced from 4 exons.